Molecule: messenger RNA, 1002 nt
Organism: Coffea eugenioides
Lineage: Eukaryota; Viridiplantae; Streptophyta; Magnoliopsida; Gentianales; Rubiaceae
Exons: 4
Coding region: 190-759 (189 amino acids)
Source: RefSeq, a predicted model, not a curated record
GCUGUUUACAAACAUAAAAACAAGAAACCAGCAAACAUAGCAGCUGCAGAAGCAGCAAAUUCUUCACACACACACACACACACUUCACGCUCACUCUCCCACUCUCUGUUCACACCCAAAUCAGUUCUCAACAGAAAUCCAGCAAAACCAACAAAAGCAAAAAAAAAAAAAAAAAAUAGGUUCAGCAAAAUGGAAGGAAAGGGAUCAUCAUUAGUCCAUUUACUAGUGAUAGUCUUGAGCUUGGUCGCUUUUGGAUUUGCCAUUGCAGCUGAAAGACGCAGAAGCACUGGUACCUUCGUUGAAGACAAAAAUACAAAUCGCACGUACUGUGUUUACAGCUCGGAUGUUGCAACUGGAUAUGGUGUAGGUUCUUUCUUGUUCCUUCUUUCAAGUGAGUCCCUACUUAUGGGGGUCACAAAGUGCAUGUGUUUCGGAAGGCCCUUAGCACCCGGUGGAAAUCGAGCUUGGGCCAUUAUCUAUUUUGUUUCUUCAUGGAUGACAUUUCUGGUUGCGGAAGCUUGUAUAGUGGCCGGCGCUAAGAAUAAUGCUUAUCACACCAAGUACAGGGACGUGAUAUAUGCACAGAACUUUUCUUGUGAGACGCUAAGGAAAGGUGUGUUCAUUGCAGGAGCAGUUUUUGUGGUUGCAACAAUGCUUCUCAAUGUGUAUUACUACAUGUACUUCACCAAGGCCAUUAAUCAACCCGCUCGGAAAGCAAGUCGUGCUAGCUCAAGUGUCGGCAUGACUGGGUAUGCAUAGGUUUAGCUGAUGAAACUAGAUAGGUGGUGGGAGUCUUCUCCUCCUUUUUGAUCUUUAGAAGGCUGCGAUUUUGCUGUUAUACAACAGAUUGUUUCGUCAAGUCUGAUUUACUUAUCUAAUCGUGUAAGUAUGCAUAUUUAGGCAAAAAAAAAAAAGGCAUAUAUCUAUCAAACCCAAUGGUAUUUGCCUAAAACAAGGAUGCAGGAAGUAAAUAUUAUUAUAAUGGUUUCUUUUCUGGUGUUU